UCUAUGAUUGUCUGAAAACCCCGAUGACUUGCUUAGUUUUGAUUUCAUUUCAUUUAAUAAAUGAUAAAAUAAGCUAAUUAAAAGGACUUAAUUAUUUUAGUGGUAUUGUCUAGUUUUUACAGUGUUAUUUAAUUAAAAUGUCGGUCAAUAAGGAGGAUACGAUGCGGCAAUUUUGCGAUGUUACCGGCGCCGAUGAAAACCGAAGUAGAUUCUUUUUAGAAUCUUCUAAUUGGCAGCUAGAGGUUGCUUUAUCAAGUUUUUAUGAGCAUGGAGGGAAUGUAGAUGAGGCACCAAGUGCAGCACCAGCCGUCGCCUCACUCCCUCCAAUGUCAGACAGUGACAUGGAUUCUCCUCCACGAUCGCCAGCUCGGCCACAAAAGAAAGAUAAAAAGAAAGGGAAUCAACACUUUGCUACAUUAGAUUCAUUGCAACAAGAAAGCUCCAGCGAUGAAGAGGAAGGCCAAGCCUUCUAUGCUGGAGGUUCAGAAAGAUCUGGGCAACAGAUUAUUGGUCCAGGAAAAGGUCGCAAGGAUAUUGUCACAGAAAUGUUUAAGAGUGUUAGAGAACGCGGAGCAGUUGUGUUCGAUGACGAGCCCUCCUCGACGAGCCGAGGUCGCGGUGGCGUAUUCGGCGGAGUUGGCUACAGACUAGGUCAGACAGCAGAUGACCACGAACAAGUUACGCCAGGAAACACACAGCAAUCGGGCACUCAACCUCGCUCGGUUCGUUUGAGGCUAUACCGUGAAGGUUUCUCAGUGGACGGAGGUCCUCUGCGACAUUACUCAGAUCCUGAAAAUGCUGAAUUUCUUAGCUGUAUACGUCGAGGAGAGAUCCCGUCGGAGCUGUCGGGCGGCGGCGCGGGCGGCGCGGGGGGCGAGGUGCGGCUCAGCCUGGAGGACCGGCGCCACGAGGAGUGCCCGCGCACGCGCUCCGCGCACAUGCCCUUCUCGGGGAAGGGGCAUCUGCUGGGGAGCCCCACUCCGGCCACAGUGGGCGCCACCGUGGCGGUCGCCGCCACCAGCGACGACCGCGCCGCCAACCAGCGCGCCGCGCAGGACGCCGUGCAGCUCGACGAGAGCGGACCCGUCACCACCGUGCAGUUCCGUCUAGCUGACGGCAGCCGACUGACGGGAAGGUUCAACCACUCGCACACGGUGGGCGACCUCAUGCAGUACGUGUCGCGUGCGGAGCCCGCCUACCAGCUGCAGGCCUUCGCCCUCUUGACCACCUUCCCCAGCGCAGAACUCUCCGACCGAGCGCUCACGUUGGCGGACGGCAAGUUGCUUAACACCACUCUGCUGCAGCGACUUAAAUAAUCCCAACUUUUGUAAAAUAUUUCCGAAUAUAAUAAAUACGUAUUUAAAUUA
Messenger RNA from Vanessa atalanta (red admiral), 1367 nucleotides. It is a transcript of the gene p47, whose product is annotated as NSFL1 cofactor p47. Bases 138 to 1316 code for a protein of 392 amino acids. Lineage: Eukaryota; Metazoa; Arthropoda; Insecta; Lepidoptera; Nymphalidae. The transcript is spliced from 9 exons. Gene Ontology annotation, biological process: nuclear membrane reassembly; membrane fusion; autophagosome assembly. The record is from RefSeq and is a predicted model, not a curated record. Gene Ontology annotation, molecular function: ubiquitin binding. Gene Ontology annotation, cellular component: cytosol; nucleus.